Messenger RNA from Culex quinquefasciatus (southern house mosquito), 405 nucleotides. Its product is annotated as CD209 antigen-like protein 2. Gene Ontology annotation, biological process: biological process involved in interspecies interaction between organisms. Gene Ontology annotation, molecular function: carbohydrate binding. Gene Ontology annotation, cellular component: external side of plasma membrane. The record is from RefSeq and is a predicted model, not a curated record. Bases 1 to 405 code for a protein of 134 amino acids. NCBI's taxonomy places the organism in Eukaryota, Metazoa, Arthropoda, Insecta, Diptera, Culicidae. The transcript has 2 exons.
AUGCAUUCAAUAACCAUCACCUCAGGGCAGUCAAAAAAGCAGUACCACGUGUAUUACGACAGGCUCGUGAAUUUCUACGGCGCGGUAAGUGCCUGUCACAGCUAUGGUCAGCGGUUGGCCACCGUAACCUCGGCGGAGGACACCAGCCGUCUGCAGCAGGCCAUCGCCAAAACGAGCCGUUCCGGGCUCUUUUUCACCGCUGGCUACGAUUCUGGGCACAACGGAGAGUGGGUUUGGUUCCCGAAUGCAACGAAAAUUUCCACCACCGGGUACAGCAAUUGGCACUCGAGCCAACCGGAUAACCACGAGGAGCGCUGUCUGGAGGUGGGCCGCUUCCCCGGGACCAUGUGGAACGACAUCUCUUGCUCGGCGGCGCUGUUUUAUAUUUGCGAGGAGCAAGAUUGA